AUGCGCUUUCUUUUCUUUCUCCUUGUUGCCCUUCUUUUUUUUUUCUCUCUCUCGCCUUCUUUUUCUUGUUUUCUCACACUGUUUCCCUCCUCUUACUUUUUCUCCCUUUACCUGCUCUCCUUCUCUUUUCUCUCCAUCCUCUCUCUACCUUCUCUACUUCCUUUUUAUUACCCUGUUCUCCUCCUCUCUUUCUCUAUAUGCUUUGCUUCUCACUCUCCGCGUUUCUUCUCUUUUUUUCUGUCUCUCUGCGUUCCUUCACUUUCUCUCUCUCUCUCUCUCUCUCUCUUUCUCUGUUUUUUCUCUUUGCUCUCUUUCUCUGUUUCUCUCUCUGCCCUCUUUCUUUUCUCUCUCUUUCUGUUCUCUCUCUCAAUGAUUUCCUUUUUCCUUCUCUUUCUUUGUUUUCUUUCUCUUUUUGGGCUCUCCCUCGGCUUCUUUUAUGCUCUCUCCCUCUCUCCGCAUUCCUUCUUUUCUCUCUCUCUCUGCAUUCCUUCUUUUCUCUCUCUCUCUGCAUUCCUUCUUUUCUCUCUCUCUCUCUGUAUUCCUUCUUUUCUCUCUCUCUCUCUGCUUUCUUUCUUUUUCUCUCUCUGCUUUCCUUCUUUUAUGCUCUCUCCCUCUCUCUCUCUCUGCUUUCCUUCUUUUAUGCUCUCUCCCCCUCUCUCUCUCUCUGCUUUCCUUUCUUUUAUGCUUUCUCCCUCCCUCUCUCUCUAUGCUUUCCUUCUUUUAUGCUCUCUCCCUCUCUCUCUGCUUUCCUUCUUUUAUGCUCUCUCCCUCUCUCCCUGCUUUCCUUCUUUUCUCUCUCUCUCCCUCUCUCUACUUUCCUUCUUUUCUCUCUCUCUCCCUCUCUCUACUUUCCUUCUUUUCUCUCUCUCCUUUCCUUCUUUUCUCUCUCCCUCUCUCUCCUUUCCUUCUUUUCUCUCUCUUUGGUUUUCUUCUUUUUUUUUCUCUCUAUCUAUCCUUUUCUUCUGA
Molecule: messenger RNA, 966 nt
Organism: Acanthosepion pharaonis
Lineage: Eukaryota; Metazoa; Mollusca; Cephalopoda; Sepiida; Sepiidae
Source: the annotation of a GenBank genome assembly